Anoplopoma fimbria (sablefish) is the source of this 1449-nucleotide messenger RNA. It is a transcript of the gene ergic3, whose product is annotated as ERGIC and golgi 3. Gene Ontology annotation, cellular component: endoplasmic reticulum membrane; endoplasmic reticulum; COPII-coated ER to Golgi transport vesicle. The transcript has 14 exons. Gene Ontology annotation, biological process: retrograde vesicle-mediated transport, Golgi to endoplasmic reticulum; endoplasmic reticulum to Golgi vesicle-mediated transport. The coding region runs from base 97 to 1266 and encodes 389 amino acids. The record is from RefSeq and is a predicted model, not a curated record. NCBI's taxonomy places the organism in Eukaryota, Metazoa, Chordata, Actinopteri, Perciformes, Anoplopomatidae.
UAAAAAGCGGCGCACCGAUGAGUGUGAGGAGUGCAGGCAGUCCGUCGGUAGCUUUCGUGUUUAGCGGUGUUUUUUGCGGGUUUUAGGCCAAAAAAAAUGGACACUUUAAACAAGCUGAAACAGUUUGAUGCCUAUCCAAAAACUCUGGAGGAUUUUCGGGUGAAAACGUGGGGAGGAGCCACCGUGACCGUCAUCAGCGGCAUCAUCAUGUUAAUCCUGUUCAUCUCCGAGCUGCAGUACUAUCUCACUAAAGAGGUUCACCCUGAGCUUUACGUCGACACGUCGCGAGGAGACAAACUGAAAAUCAACAUCGACGUCAUUUUCCCUCACAUGCCCUGCGCCUAUCUCAGUAUAGAUGCGAUGGACGUGGCCGGCGAGCAGCAGUUGGACGUCGAACACAACUUGUUCAAACAGCGGCUGGACAAAGACCUGCUGGCGGUCACAUCCGAGGCAGAUAAACACGACCUCGGGAUGGCUGACGACGGUGAAGUGUUCGACCCCAGUUCACUGGAUCCAAACAGGUGUGAGAGCUGCUACGGAGCCGAGACUGAAGACCUCAAAUGCUGUAACACCUGCGAUGACGUGCGUGAGGCGUACCGGCGGCGAGGCUGGGCGUUCAAGAACGCGGACACCAUCGAGCAGUGUAAGAGGGAGGGCUUCUCCCAGAAGAUGCAGGAGCAGAAGAACGAAGGCUGCCAGGUUUACGGCUUCCUGGAGGUCAACAAGGUGGCUGGAAAUUUCCACUUCGCUCCAGGAAAAAGUUUCCAGCAGUCUCAUGUCCACGUGCACGCUGUGGAAAUUCACGACCUGCAGAGUUUCGGUUUAGACAACAUUAACAUGACCCAUCUGAUAAAACACCUGUCGUUUGGUAAAGAUUACCCCGGCAUCGUUAACCCUCUGGACGACACGGACGUCACAGCGCCACAAGCAUCAAUGAUGUACCAGUAUUUUGUGAAAAUUGUUCCUACCAUCUACGUGAAAACUGAUGGAGAGGUGGUAAAAACAAACCAGUUCUCCGUCACCAGACAUGAGAAAGUGGCCAACGGGCUAAUAGGAGACCAGGGCCUGCCGGGCGUUUUUGUUUUAUACGAGCUGUCACCCAUGAUGGUUAAAUUCACAGAGAAGCACAGAUCAUUCACACACUUUUUAACAGGAGUUUGUGCCAUUAUUGGAGGUGUAUUUACAGUGGCCGGUCUGAUCGACUCGCUCAUCUACCACUCGGCUCGGGUCAUCCAGAAGAAGAUAGAGUUGGGGAAGGCGUCCUAACGGCGCCGCCAACCCCCGCCGGCCUCCACGGUGCAAAACAGACCGAGACACGGACACAAGAGACGGAAAGAAGACAGACAGACAGACAGACAGACAGACGGAGGACGACGACAACGACAGACGUUGAGUGAGAGAAAAUACACAGAGAGAGGUUUUUAAAUCAGCCAUGUUUUUUUUUUUUUU